Penicillium malachiteum is the source of this 3219-nucleotide messenger RNA. Its product is annotated as putative phosphatidylserine decarboxylase Psd2. The coding region runs from base 1 to 3219 and encodes 1072 amino acids. NCBI's taxonomy places the organism in Eukaryota, Fungi, Ascomycota, Eurotiomycetes, Eurotiales, Aspergillaceae. Gene Ontology annotation, biological process: phospholipid biosynthetic process. The transcript is spliced from 8 exons. Gene Ontology annotation, molecular function: calcium ion binding; phosphatidylserine decarboxylase activity. The record is from RefSeq and is a predicted model, not a curated record.
AUGGUCCGAUUACCACUCCCGCAGCGACUGAGCUCGCAUCUGUCCACACGAAGCGCCAGUUCCACCCCAGGUCAAAGCAGAAGUACAAGUCCAAUGAGGUCACCCACAGAUCCGAAACCUUUGCUACUCAAAGUGACUGUGAUUCGGGGACGAAACUUGGCAGCAAAAGAUCGAGGUGGCACAAGUGAUCCGGUAGGUGGAUGUGUAUCUGGUCGUGACAUUAGGAGAUGGACGGCAGUCGACACCGACGAUAUUCAAAUCCCUGAACCCGGAAUGGAACGUGUCGAUUAUCUAGGCGAGUUCGAUAUUGCAUUGGAGGAUAUCUUUUCAGAUGGGCAGAUCAAGAAAGAGCCAACAUGGUACACCCUCAAGUCAAAACGCGUUUCGAACCGGAAGAAGAAGAACAAGAAGGACAGCAACGUAUCCGGGGAGAUUUUACUCCAGUUCUCUCUCUCAGACUCGGCCAACCCCUCUGCCUCACCCUCCGACACAUAUCGAAAAUUCAAGAAGGUCGUAUGCGCUGGCGAUGAAGAUGAUGCAAUUGAGAUUCCAGCAGCUUACCUAGAUGAUCCUGACCGUGACGAAGAGACCUCGGACGAGACGGAUGAUCCCACAAAACCGGAGGUCGUUGAGAAACGCCGCCGAAGGCUUCGAUUGGCUCGUUUAAGAAGAAAGUCUCUGGCUGCUCGGGCAUAUCAGUUCUCAGGUGCUGGCACCGGUGUCCAGGGCAUUGUCUUUAUGGAGAUUCUUAAAGUGACAGAUCUUCCUCCUGAAAAGAAUGUGACCCGGACCUCUUUUGAUAUGGACCCAUUUGUUGUGACCUCACUCGGGAGGAAAACACUAAGAACACCGGUUGUUCGUCACAACCUGAAUCCAGUCUUCCAUGAGAAGAUGGUCUUUCAGGUAAUGCGACAUGAGCAAACUUACACAAUUAGUUUUACAGUAAUGGAUCGAGACAAGUUCUCGGGUAAUGAUUUUGUUGCUUCUGCGGGUUUUCCUUUGCAGACCCUUAUUCGAUCUGCCCCAGAAGCCGAUCCCGAGACAGGCUUGUACCAAUUUAUCGAGUCAGAGGAAGAAGUUAUUCCUCCUGCGAAAUCUAGUUCUCGUCUUCCCCUCAGUUCCUCGCCAUCGUCAUCAAGCCUGAGCAAAAUGUCACGGCCUACAUUGAAAUCGCGCACCUCUUCUAAUUCGCUGUCUGCCAAGUCGGCCCUGGAAAUGCCCACGCGACCUCCACCUACAUCAGUGCCAGAACAGUACCUCCCCCAAUCUGAUGGCAGUAGUUCUACUCUGUUAGUACCAACAGUUGCUACAACAGCGCCGGCAGAGCCUGAGAACAUCCCCCCUGCCGAUGAGGAGGGCUUGCGCCCGUACACUAUUCCUCUAACCCUGAAGAAUCGUGAUCGUUGGGAAGACAAACAUAAUCCAGAAUUGUUUGUUAAAGCCAAGUAUCUGCCGUACAGCGCUCUUCGACAGCAAUUUUGGCGACUCAUGUUGAAGCAAUACGAUGCCGAUGAUAGUGGUCGCAUCGACAAGAUCGAAAUGACCACUAUGCUCGAUACCCUUGGCUCCACGCUUAAAGAAUCAACAAUCGACGCUUUCUUCCAGCGAUUCAGCGACAAGAAUAUCUCCGCUGAGUCAGUCGACCUGAGUUUCGACGAGGCUGUGAUCUGUCUCGAAGAUACGUUACAAGCAUUGCAGAAGAAGAAUUCUCCUUCACCUCUCCGAAGACCUGCACUUGGAACAUCGCCUACCGGCAGUCAAGAAAGUGAGGAGCCAUCCAGCGGCGAUGAGCUCGCUUUAGAACCCAGCACCGUCAAACAACAUGCUAAUCAAAGCCCAACAGCGGUGCCAACUGUGUCUAGUGAUGAUCAGGAACAACCAAGCUCGACUGAUGAAGAACUCCGCGCCGACGAUCUUGUUGAUGAGAGGGGAGAGGAGCAUGUCGUAGAAAUCCGUGAAUGCCCUCUGUGCCACCAGCCUCGUCUCGCCAAACGAUCAGAUGCGGAUAUCAUCACUCACAUUGCGACAUGUGCCAGUCGUGACUGGCGACAGGUCGAUAACCUUGUCAUGGGUGGAUUCGUGACUUCCAGUCAAGCCCAGCGUAAAUGGUACUCAAAGGUUAUCACCAAGAUCUCCUACGGUGGUUAUCGACUGGGAGCCAAUUCAGCCAAUAUUUUAGUCCAGGAUCGAAUAACUGGCCAGAUCAACGAGGAGCGCAUGAGUGUCUAUGUUCGUCUUGGAAUCCGACUUCUCUACAAGGGUAUCAAGAGCAAGGACAUGGAAAAGAAGCGAAUUCGUCGCGUUCUGCGCUCCUUAAGUAUUAAGCAGGGUCGCAAGUAUGAUGACCCUGCAUCUGCUAGCCAGAUUCGCGAUUUCAUCAAUUUCCAUCAACUGGAUAUGACAGAAGUACUUUUGCCCUUGGGCAAAUUCCGCACUUUCAACGAGUUUUUCUACCGAGCGCUGAAGCCCGAUGCGCGACCAUGCUCGGCACCCGAUGACCCUAGAGUCGUUGUGUCCCCAGCGGACUGCCGUUCAGUGGUCUUUGACCGGAUGGAUGAAGCCACCAGUAUUUGGGUUAAGGGUCGUGAAUUCUCUGUUGAGAGAUUACUUGGUAAUGCCUACCCAGAAGAUGCCGCACGUUACCGAAAUGGAGCUCUUGGUGUAUUCCGGUUGGCGCCUCAGGAUUACCAUCGAUUCCAUGUUCCUGUUGAUGGAAUUAUGGGCGAGCCGAAAACCAUCGAGGGUGAAUACUACACAGUUAAUCCAAUGGCUAUACGCUCGGCAUUGGAUGUGUAUGGAGAGAACGUGCGUGUUUUAGUUCCUAUUGACUCUGUGGCUCAUGGGCGUGUCAUGGUUGUCUGUGUUGGUGCCAUGAUGGUUGGCAGUACAGUGAUUACGCGGAAGGCUGGUGAGAAGAUUGGCCGAGCUGAAGAGCUUGGUUACUUCAAGUUUGGUGGCAGUACACUGCUUGUCUUGUUUGAGGACGGUGUGGUCAACUUUGAUACUGACUUGGUGGACAACUCCAAGGGUCCCCUUGAAACACUGAUCCGAGUUGGAAUGUCAGUUGGUCACAGCCCAGAAAUCUCUCAGCAUGAGCCUGAUAUGCCUAAGAAGGCAGAACAAGUCACUGCUGAGGAUGUGCAAGAAGCCAGACGUCGUAUUGAAGGCAGCAUUGUACAGCCUGCCCUUACACUUCCCGUCGAUGAUGCUAUGCAAUAA